CUCAGAGUCUUCCGUUAACUGUCACUCUCUCCCCUCCCCCUUGCCACACACACCAGGGCCUGCCAGGACUGAGCCAUUCCUGGCCACUCCCACAGGGACCCACACCCACCAGGCAUCCUUGCACCCUCGCCCAUGGACCCCCUGCGGCAGUCCCCUUCCCCCUGCUCCUCCCGGCCCUCCAGCCCCAGGACCCCACCGUGCGAGAUGUUAGGUCUCGUGGGCAUUGAAGCCGUGCUGGACCAGCUGAAGAUCAAGGCCAUGAAGAUGGGGUUUGAGUUCAACAUCAUGGUGGUGGGGCAGAGCGGGCUGGGCAAGUCCACCAUGGUGAACACGCUGUUCAGGUCCAAAGUGUGGAAGUCGACCCUGCCAGGCCUGGGGGUGACCACCCCCCAGACACUGAAGCUGCAUGCAGUGACCCAUGUCAUCGAGGAAAAGGGCGUGAAGCUGAAACUGACGGUGAUUGACACGCCCGGCUUUGGGGACCAGAUCAACAACGACAAGUGCUGGGACCCCAUCCUGGGCUACAUCAACGCGCAGUACGAGCAGUUCCUGCAGGAGGAGCUGCUCAUCACCCGCCAGCGCCACAUCCCAGACACCCGCGUGCACUGCUGCGUGUACUUCGUGCCGCCCACCGGGCACUGCCUGCGGCCCCUGGACAUUGAGUUCCUGCAGCGGCUGUGCCGGACGGUGAACGUGGUGCCCGUGAUCGCCCGGGCGGACAGCCUGACCAUUGAAGAGCGAGAGGCCUUCAGGACCAGGAUCCAGCAAAACCUGAGAAGUCACUGCAUCGACGUGUAUCCACAGAAGUGCUUUGACGAGGACAUCAACGACAGGAUCCUCAACAGCAAGAUCCGGGACCGGAUCCCCUUUGCUGUGGUCGGGGCUGACCGAGAGCACCUGGUGAACGGGAAGUGUGUCCUGGGUCGGAAGACCAAGUGGGGCAUCAUUGAAGUGGAGAACAUGGCGCACUGUGAGUUUCCUCUCCUGAGAGAUCUGCUCAUCCGCUCCCACCUGCAGGACCUGAAGGACAUCACCCACAAUGUCCACUACGAGAACUACCGCGUCGUCAGGCUCAACGAGAGCCACCUGCUGCCCCGCGGGCCGGGCUGGGUGAACCUGGCCCCUGCCUCUGAGGGUCAGCUGUCCAGCCCUGGGCCCUUCAAAGUCUACAGCAGAACCCAGGACAAUCCUGCCUUAGCAGGUCAGCUGUCUAGCGCCGGGCCCUACAAAGCUUACAGCAGGGCCCAGGACAAUGCCACCUCGGCAGGUCAGCUGUCCAGCCCCAGGCUCUCCAAAGCCUACAGCAGGGUCCAGGACGAUGCCACCUCAGCAGGUCAGCUGUCCAGCCCCAGGCCCUCCAAAGCCUACAGCAGGGCCCAGGACAAUGCCACCUCGGGUCAGCCGUCCAGCCCCAGGUCCUCCAAAAUCUACAGCAGGGCUCAGGAUGAUUACUCCGUGGCAGGUCAGCUGUCCAGCCCCCAGCCCUCCAGAAUCUACAGCAGGGCCCAGGACAAUUCUGAGGAUGAGUUCUGAGCACGCACAGGUUCCCAGCAUGCACCUGUUUAGCAGAGCACCUGUUAAAGGUGGACAUUGUUUUUUAUGAAACGCUGUGCUUGGAAAACAGAGA
This is a messenger RNA of Oryctolagus cuniculus (rabbit), 1627 nucleotides long. The record is from RefSeq and is a predicted model, not a curated record. Lineage: Eukaryota; Metazoa; Chordata; Mammalia; Lagomorpha; Leporidae.